Messenger RNA from Mesocricetus auratus (golden hamster), 1319 nucleotides. It is a transcript of the gene Catsper3, whose product is annotated as cation channel sperm associated 3. Lineage: Eukaryota; Metazoa; Chordata; Mammalia; Rodentia; Cricetidae. The coding region runs from base 95 to 1285 and encodes 396 amino acids. Gene Ontology annotation, cellular component: membrane. Gene Ontology annotation, biological process: transmembrane transport; monoatomic ion transport. The record is from RefSeq and is a predicted model, not a curated record. The transcript is spliced from 8 exons. Gene Ontology annotation, molecular function: monoatomic ion channel activity.
GCUUCUUAGAAUCUAGGUGACAAGGAAGUCCUUAGGCAGACGUUUUUGGUUGUAUGAUUGAAAACAAGGGAUUAAAAAAAAGACAAUUUGGGAAAUGUCUCAGUACUUUCACCACAACCCUGUUAGAGUUGUGUCUAGCUCACUGUUUGGCACUGCUUCGGAUGCACUGUAUGCAAGAUUCAAGAAAAUUAAGAGGAAGGAUGUGGAGUGUCAGGCGUUCUUCAGGUCCAUCUUAAAGAGCUCCUUGCUCCAUGCCCUCUUGAUCAGCACCAUCACCUCAAACGCCUUUUUCAUGGUCUUGGGAACCGAUUACAACAUAAGGUACAAACUGUUCCGACUCUUUGAGAUCUCAGAGAUUCUCUUUGUCUCCAUCUAUGCCUGUGAGUUCUUCAUGAAGGUCUAUGUGGAACCCAUUAAAUAUUGGAGGGAUGGCUAUAACCUACUGGAUGUGGUCAUUAUCCUUAUUAUCUUGAUACCCUAUACCCUUCGAAAGAUCAAGGGAAGACAUUACAGAUACCUCCACAUUGCUGAUGGUAUACAGUCUCUGCGAAUCCUCAAGCUUAUCUCCUACAGCAGAGGCAUCAGGACGCUCAUCACCGCCGUGGGGCAGACGGUCUACACGGUGGCCUCGGUGCUGACCCUCCUCUUCAUCCUCAUGUACAUCUUCGCCAUCCUGGGGUUCUGCCUGUUUGGAAUUCCAGAGAAGGGAGACCUGAAUAACUGGGGGAACCUGGCUGCAGCUUUCUUCACUCUCUUCAGUCUGGCUACGGUUGACGGCUGGACAAACCUGCAGGAGCAGCUUGACAACCGGAAGUUUACUGUGAGCAGGGCGUUCACCAUCAUCUUCAUCCUGCUGGCUUCCUUCAUCUUCCUCAACAUGUUUGUGGGUGUGAUGAUCAUGCACACGGAGGACUCCAUCAAAAAGUUCCAGCGGGAGCUGAUGGUGGAGAGGCAUGUGACGCUUAUGGAGGAGAGGCAGAUGAUUCUGAAGCGCCAGCAGGAGGAGGUCAACAGGCUGAUGAACGCACAGAAAAGUGGUGGCAGGAGCUUCUCUGAGCUGGUGGAGGAAUUCAAGAAGACCCUACGGCACACGGACCCCAUGGUCCUGGACGACUUUGGCACUAGCCUCCCUUUCAUCACUGUCUACUUGUCCACCCUGGACAACCAGGACACUACUGUCAACAAGCUUCAGGAACUGUACUAUGAGAUUGUGAACGUGCUGCGUCUGAUGCUUGAAGACUUGCCCCAGAAGAAGUCGUCCCAUAGCUCGGAAUUCACGAUUUAGAGGUAUUUGGGCAUGUGUGGCCUCAAAGGCUGUG